AAAUUCGUGAAUUCGUGAAACGCAAAUUAAUAUUGCAAAAAUAUGUACCGUUUUUGUAUUUAUUUUAAAUUUUAGGACAUCAUUCGAAUCGACGUUGUGCACAAAUGGAGCAUAAUAUAUUUUAAGGAGUUAAAGUACAGAUUAAAUGAUUUCAGGUCAAAACCUGCUGCGUUUCCUGGUGAAGGUAGAUUACUAAUCAAGCGGACCAACACUGCAGGCACGUCACUCGUUGAUAGCAAAAAUGACACGCCAGCUCGACGCUGACGACAAAAGGAGGAAAAGUCGAAUGCCACGAAAAAUUUAACCUUCUAUAGUCUGAAAAUUUUGCCAGCAAACUAAGCACCACAUUUUGCAAAAACAAGAUGGAGACAGAAGUUUACACUAGUUUAGCCGCCUUAGGGUGCCUUUGUUUCUUCAUCCACCGAGUGGCUUCGAAGGCGCAACCGACCCUCCAAGCAAGCAACCCAGAUUUCUUGCGGUUUCAGCGUCUCUUCUUCGUUGUCUACUUCCCAGCACUUUUCUCCGAUUGGCUGCAAGGGCCCUAUGUCUACAAACUCUACAGCCACUAUGGAUUUGCAGAGUCCCAGAUCGCUGUCCUCUAUGUUGUUGGAUUCGCGGCGAGUAUCUUGUUCGGCACCAGUACUGGGCCGCUGGCUGACCGAUUCGGCAGACGACUCAUGUGUGUCUGCUUUGCCGUGCUCUACUCCAUCUGCUGUUUCACCAAACUCAGCCCAGACUAUUUUGUGUUGCUCUUUGGACGGAUUUUGGGUGGCAUCUCCACGUCAAUGUUGUUUUCAAGUUUCGAAGCUUGGUAUGUCUAUGAGCACCGUGAGCACCACGGCUUUCCAGUCGAGUGGAUCUCGUCAACCUUCAGCAAAGCCACCUUCUUCAAUGGCUUGCUGGCCAUAGUAGCAGGAAUUAUUGCCAAUUUUGCGGCCGAGACGAUGUCUUUUGGACCAGUGGCCCCCUUCAUGAUGGCCGUGCCCUGCUUGGUGGUUGCUGGCAUUGGAGCUGGACUCUGGUGGCCGGAAAACAGGGGUUCGGUCACUCCUGAGGUUGGAAUGUCCUGCAUGAAAGGACUCCGCUACAUUCUGUCAGACUUGACCACGCUGCAGCUGGGAAUGGUCCAGGCACUUUUUGAGGCUGUCAUGUAUAUUUUUGUCUUUCUUUGGACGCCAAUGCUCGAGCCAGCAAAACCACCCCUAGGGCUUGUCUUCUCGUGCUUUAUGGUUGCGAUCAUGAUCGGCUCGUCUAUUUAUUCCAUCUGUACCUCCAAAAAGAUAAAAUCCGAGCAAGUCCUGUUGGCAGCUUGCGGUUUGGCCCUGUGUUGCACCCUGGUGUGUGCCUACUCUUCAGGGGCCCCACUCAUCUCUCUGGGCGCCUUCAUCCUGUUGGAGAUCUGCGUCGGAAUGUACUAUCCGGCGAUCGGUUCAUUGAGGAGCCAAGUGGUGCCCGAGCAGUACCGGGCCAACAUUAUAAACUGGUUCCGCGUGCCCAUGAACCUGAUCACCUGCGGAGGACUUUUGUGGCUGCACUCUGGCACGGAAAACAACGCCGAGACCAACAGGCACAUGUUCCUGAUGUGCACGGUGGUGCUUGCCGGCGCUUCGUACAUGGCCUACUGCUUCUGCCAGCGCUUCAAACCUGCCCCACCAGCAGCCACAAUUGCAGUCCAGCAAGAGCCCUUGCUGAAACCGGAAGGUGUUUAAGAAAAGAACGGUCAGUUAAAUUACUUAAUAAUUUAUGUUUUCCAUUUCUGACGUUUUGGUUUUUAUUUAAACGUGAAGUUUCCGUGUGAUAGGAAUUCGAGUUCCACUCUUUUCUUUUAGUAAGCCACAAAGUCCAACCACAAAACUCACAAUAAUUGGCAAAAUCUCAUUUGUUUUAAAUAAAAGUAGGCGCAGUCUACAAACACACUCCAAAAGCCAUACGAAUAAAAACAUUGUUUGAAAUAAUUGGCAGCUGUAGUCAAUUUAAAGCCAAAUGAAAAAUUCUACCACUAAAUAUUUAAUAAACUGCUUAAGUAUAGCAGUCCUUUAUCAGAAUCACCUGAAAGUAUUGAAGUACCUUAAUAAUUAGAAGAAGAAAAAAGUAAAUUGAUACACAAUUACUGUGUAAGAUAGUUUGAACCAAAAGACUUACUUAUAUGCCCUUGAUGACUGUGGUUAGAAGAAUUUUUGAAAACGUUAAAAGGCGUUACUACUUCUGAAUUUUAUAUAGGAGUAAAACAUUUUUUGAAUGAAGUGAUAGCUACAUAAAUUCUGAUCCAUCAGAAAUUUAUCUGGUAUUAAAAAUGAUUGAACUAAAUUACUUUCAACCAGGUCAAUUUAUUUGUAUUGUAUUAUAUCACAGUAUAAAAAUAUGAGUGAUUUUUUCUGCAUUUUCUCAUCUGUGUUCCUUGACUGUUUACUGUGUUCGAUCGUUCGGAAAGGUGCGUAACUGCAAUAUCCACAAAGCGUUACAUGUUUUAUUAUUUAUUGUUGUACAAAAUGACUCAAAUAAAAAUUUAAAUGAUAAUUUUUAAAAUCA
Molecule: messenger RNA, 2529 nt
Organism: Neocloeon triangulifer
Lineage: Eukaryota; Metazoa; Arthropoda; Insecta; Ephemeroptera; Baetidae
Product: molybdate-anion transporter-like
Exons: 7
Coding region: 363-1709 (448 amino acids)
Biological process (GO): molybdate ion transport
Cellular component (GO): membrane
Molecular function (GO): molybdate ion transmembrane transporter activity
Source: RefSeq, a predicted model, not a curated record